Molecule: messenger RNA, 1423 nt
Organism: Trichogramma pretiosum
Lineage: Eukaryota; Metazoa; Arthropoda; Insecta; Hymenoptera; Trichogrammatidae
Product: homeobox protein engrailed-1a-like
Exons: 2
Coding region: 193-1125 (310 amino acids)
Biological process (GO): regulation of transcription by RNA polymerase II; multicellular organism development; neuron differentiation
Cellular component (GO): nucleus
Molecular function (GO): RNA polymerase II cis-regulatory region sequence-specific DNA binding; DNA-binding transcription factor activity, RNA polymerase II-specific
Source: RefSeq, a predicted model, not a curated record
UGCGCUCCAAAUCGACAGCCAGGAAAUCGUCGGAAAAACUGGCCAGUUCCGCUCGGAUGAGUUGCUCGUGCGCCGCCGAUCCGGUGUCUUUGUGCGCUGCUGCGAGACGCCUUUGACUUUGUCCUUCGGUGUGUUGUGCAGUGUGUUUUAGCUGGAAAAUCAGUGCCGCUGAUCGUUGUUCGUGCGUUAAAAAUGAGCCUCGGCGUGGCGUCGUCCCUCGAGUCGGUGCGUUGUCAGUUGAGCAGCCACUUGAGCCACGUCAUGGCUCAGCAGAGUCACUUGCGCCUCGAGGCCUUCGGCUCGGCCAGUUCCAACGACCGAGCGAAAAACGAAAAAAGCAGCAGCAGCCAACGCUCGUCCUCGCCCCUGGCCGCGCUGCGCUUCAGCGUUUACAAUAUCCUGCGGCCCGAGUUCGGACGCGAUGCCAUCCUCAAGACGCGGCCCGACGCAAAGUCUUCGCCUUUGAAAGCCGCCGGGGACGUCUGCCGGGGACGACUGUCGCCCCAACGCUCCGACGGCCGAGGCUCGCCCUUCAACUUGCCCGUCCUGCACUCGUCGCACUCGUCGUCCAACUUGAGCCGCAGCGGCAGCCUCGAGAGUCUCGCGAGCAGCAAAAGCUCCGUAACGGGCGCAUCGGUCUGCGGCUCGUCGGCCUCGACGACCGGCUCCGAGUCCGGAGGCUCCGAUAACGCCAGCAGCAACGGGGGACAGCAGAGCCUCUGGCCGGCUUGGAUCUACUGCACUCGCUAUUCCGAUCGACCCUCCUCAGGCCCGAGAUCCAGAAGACUGAAACGUCCCAGUGGCGGGGAAAAAGCGAGGAGCGCCUCGAGCGAGGAGAAGAGGCCGCGAACGGCCUUCAGCGCGGAGCAGUUGGCCAAGCUCAAGAUCGAGUUCGCCGAGAACAAGUACCUGACCGAGCAGCGCCGCCAGAAGCUCUCGAGGGACCUCGGCCUCAACGAGCAGCAGAUCAAGAUCUGGUUCCAGAACAAGCGGGCCAAGAACAAAAAGGCCAGUGGCCACAAAAAUCCCUUGGCCCUUCAGCUCAUGGCCCAGGGCUUGUACAAUCACUCGACGGUGCCGGUCGACGACGACGGCCAAGAGAUACUCUUCCCUCGAGACUCUUAGUCUCCGAGCUAAUAAUCCUGUAAAUACAGUCGCUUCGAUCCAUCGCUACCGACUUUUCGUACUGUUCAUCCAAUGACAGUCCAAUUGUUACCCUUAUCUAUUCAAACUCGACUGGCAAGUCGUACAAUUUUAAAUAUUGACACGCCUACGCGAAUGUAGCUCGACUUUCCUUGUAAAUACUUGUACAUUAUCAAUGUGACAUACUCUUUAUGUUUGUAAGAUAUCUUAAUCACCGUCUCAUGUCUCUCUCACGCACCGAAAAAUUCUUCUCGCGUCUCCUUGAUAUAUCGGCGACGAA